UUUCUCUCUGACACUGCCUCUGCCGGUAUCAGCCGCAAAACAGGAGAUAGAUAUGAGAUCUCUAUAACAAUAACCUAAAAGUUUCGAACACCUAAAAUCGUUCUUUCUCUUCUUCAUCUACGCUUGUUAGCCUUCAAAAAACAAAAAAGCCAUGGGAGAUGAUGCUUUUGUAAGCAAAGAGAACCCGAAGAAAGCAAAGGACAAAAAGAAGAAGAAGAAGAAGCGUGGAGGAGCUAAGAAGAAGAUGACAGCUGAGCAGACUCUGGCUUUCAAGGCUGUCACUGAAUGGGUUAAUUUGGACCAGCAGUCCUCGCCUUUGGUAGCUUCCACUGCUUCUGCUUGUGUCGUUGAUGAUUUUGGGGUGCAGAAGACUAUGGGCAGAGGUGGAGGCAAGGUUGUUUUCGAAUUGCAUUCUCAUUCCAAAUGCAGUGAUGGGUUUUUGUCUCCUUCAAAGGUUGUGGAGAGAGCUCAUGGGAAUGGGGUGAAAGUUCUGGCUUUGACGGAUCACGACACAAUGGCUGGUGUCCCUGAGGCUAUUGAAGCAGCUCGGAGAUUUGGCAUCAAGAUAAUCCCAGGUGUCGAGAUCAGCACAAUAUAUUCUCCAAGCAUAAAUCCUGAAGCAGAGGAACCAGUGCACAUUCUUGCAUAUUACAGCAGCUGUGGGCCGAAAAAGUUUGAGGAACUUGAAAAGUUCUUGGCUAACAUAAGAGAUGGCCGCUUCCUUCGUGCAAAAAAUAUGGUCUUCAAACUUAACAAACUCAAGUUGCCUCUUAAGUGGGAGCAUGUUGCCAGGAUUGCCGGCAAAGGAGUUGCUCCUGGAAGACUGCAUGUGGCUCGGGCAAUGGUUGAAGCAGGCUAUGUUGAGAAUUUGAAACAAGCCUUUGCCAAAUAUCUAUAUGAUGGCGGGCCUGCUUAUUCAACGGGAAGUGAACCUGUUUCAGAGGAAGCAAUACAACUUAUAUGUGAAACAGGGGGUCUUGCAGUGCUGGCUCAUCCAUGGGCAUUGAAGAAUCCUGUUGCAGUUAUCAGAAGCUUGAAAGAUGCAGGUCUUCAUGGGUUGGAAGUUUACAGAAGCGAUGGAAAACUGGCAGCAUAUAGCGACCUAGCAGAUGUUUAUGGUCUUCUGAAGCUUGGAGGGUCAGAUUAUCAUGGAAGAGGUGGAAAUAGCGAGUCUGAACUGGGAAGUGUCAAUCUCCCAGUAUUGGCUUUGGAUGAUUUCCUUAAGGUAGCUCGUCCAAUCUGGUGCGAUGCUAUACGGGAAAUUCUUGAAAAUUAUGCAGAGGAGCCUUGUGAUUCUAAAUUAGCUAGGAUAACAAGAUACGGAAGAUCGCGAAUUGUAAAGGGAAAUACCCCAGUGAGUUGUGGCACAGAUUUGAUUGAACGUUGCUUAUCAUUGUGGUUAACAAAUGAAGAGAGGCAGAAUGCUGAAUUUGAGGCCAUUAAAAUGAAGGUUUCCCAUGUUUCAGUUAGUCAGGGAGGGCUUCAUGUCCCUGUAGAGAGUAAAUAGCUCUACUGAUAUAUCUCUGUACCAAUUUUUUAGAAUGAUGAUGAGAUAGCCUUUUUGUUUUUUUUUAAUUCCAUCUCUUUUUCAUUUUUUAAUUUGUUUUUUAUCUUUUUCAUGUUUACUCCAUUGCUAAACAUUAACAAUGAACAAAAUCAUAGGAAUGGGACUGACUAGUUGCAGUAGCA
This is a messenger RNA of Jatropha curcas, 1689 nucleotides long. RefSeq names its product Polymerase/histidinol phosphatase-like protein. Gene Ontology annotation, molecular function: 5'-3' DNA exonuclease activity; 5'-3' RNA exonuclease activity. NCBI's taxonomy places the organism in Eukaryota, Viridiplantae, Streptophyta, Magnoliopsida, Malpighiales, Euphorbiaceae. The record is from RefSeq and is a predicted model, not a curated record.